Messenger RNA from Heterostelium album PN500, 519 nucleotides. RefSeq lists its product as uncharacterized. Lineage: Eukaryota; Evosea; Eumycetozoa; Acytosteliales; Acytosteliaceae. The record is from RefSeq and is a predicted model, not a curated record. The coding region runs from base 1 to 519 and encodes 172 amino acids. Gene Ontology annotation, molecular function: protein binding. The transcript has a single exon.
AUGAAGAUAACUUUACAUCUUCAAGCCUGCACAAAGAAAUUUGAAAAUCUAGAGUUUGAUGAUCAAAGUACAGUGAAGCAACUGAUCAAGCAUUUGUCUAAUCUUGGUUUUGCUCCAAAUUUUGAUAGAGAACAAAAAAGUGAUGUCUGUAUAGUCAUUCAAGACACAGAUGUUGUGCUCGAUAGCAGUUGCAAUGAUACGCUUCAACAAUCGAAUAUCAGAAAUGGCGAACACCUUUAUGUCUCAGAGAAAUCAGACUACCGCCCAGAUGGAAGUUGCAUACUAAAUUUCAGACAGAUGAAUGGCGAUAUAACAACUCUUGAAAAUAUAUCAUAUUCUCAAUCGAUGAAAUCAGUUACCAAACUACUGGCAGAAAAGUUAAAUCAGCCAGAGAAAAACAUUCGAUUGAUAUUUGCUGGUAAAAUAAUGGAUAUCUAUCGAACUGUUUCAAAUUCAUCACUUCAAACUCAAUCUACAAUACAUCUAGUUCUAAGAGUACCCAAGACUCCGACAUCAUAA